AUGAGUAGUCUGGGCGCAAAGAUCAAGGACAUCCUCCACUCCGAUGACAAGGACACCACUACAGAAACAUCUCACCAUCCCCCAGGAUCAUUCCCCACAGAAGAAAUGGAGCCCAGUGAAACACACCAAGGCUACUCCAAGGGAUACGAGCACAACAAGCUUCACAAGGCCGAUGACCCUCGAGGCCAUGCACACAAGGACUCUGGUGUUGGCUUCACUGAGUCGAAUGAUCCUACCUCCUACAAGCCCUCCAACCAACCCAUCUCCGAGCGACGCGACGAUCCUCUAGACAGAACUACCGACACUACUACAACUGCUGGCACUACAACUGCUGGUACUGCUGCUACAGGUACUACAGCCGCUGGAGGUCUGGGUGACACCAGCAAAAUCCCCGCUACUGAGAGCACCACUGGCGCUGCUGCACCCUCUACCCAGGAUCAUCCCUAUUGGGGAGAUCUUCCCAGCGGAGGCGUUCACAACACUGUCAUCGGUCACGGCAGCCCUGAAGAUGAGAACGCGCGUCACCGAACGGUUCACUCUGGUGCGACGGAACCAACACGAUCGUCUGGUACUCUCGAGAGCGGAACAUUCCUCCACCGAAACGAUCGCGACACUACUUCCUCUACUACCAAACCCACCGAUGUUCAGCGAACUACACAAGAGAACCCCAGCCAAACAUCCGGCUCUCGCUUCAGUGAGGGACUAGCUGGUGCGGGAGCCGCUGGCGCUGGUGCAUUGGGUGCUCACGAACUUAACAAGCGUCAUCACGCAGAUGAUGACCAAACACAAACCAAAGCCGACCAAACCACCGACAAGACCCACGACGAACACAAGGGCCGAUCAUUCCCUCUUCUCGGCAAGGAUCACAAGGAGAAGGAGACUCAUCACAAGGACAAGGAGACGCACCACAAAGAGGACAAGCACGCCAAAGAGCCCAAGGAGAGCAAGCUCGGCGCUCUCUUCCAUCGCAAGGAUAAGACUGAGACGGAGGCCAAGGCCGAGCAGGAGGCUGAUCAAGAGAGACAUGGUCACUCAAAGCCUGCACUCGCUGCUGCUGGAGCCGCGUGGGGUGCCAACACUGCUGGAAAGGGUCAUGAUGAUAAGACUCAGCGUAAUGUGACUGAUACUCGGGGUGCGACGCAGUAUCCUGCUUCUGGACUUGACUCUACCAGGGAUUACAGCACACAACCUACUGGUACUACCCAGCAGGAUAGCCCCCAGCGAGGCGCUGGUCUUGCGACUGGUGCUGCUGCGGGUGUUGGAGCUGGCGUUUUGGCAUCGCAUUAUGCUCAGCGUUCUGAGAACGACCGAACUGGCCCUACCGGAGCUGGUUACGACUCCCAGAGCUACAACCCUGCUGGCACUUCUACCAGAGACCCUACAUCUCAAACAUACCAGCAGGGCUCUCACGGCGAUCAUAGCCUCGCCAAGGGUACUGCCGCCGGUCUAGGCGCUGGCACACUUGCUUCGCACUCCGGCCAGCACUCUAGCUCUAACCAGCCUUCGACCCUUGGCUCCUCUUCAGCAUACGGUGCCCAGCCAGAUCAACCUGCCAACUACUCUCACAAGGAUCCCGUUGGUCAGACUUCUCAGCAUGGCUCUCAUCGCAGCGCAGGACUCGCUGCUGGAGCUGCCGCUGGUUUUGGUGCUGGCGCUCUAGCUUCGCGAUCUGGUCGUGAGCACGAGACUACUGGUCAAUCAGGACUUGACUCUAACCGGGGGCUUGAGUCGCAGGGCAACCAGUCUGCUUAUAGUUCUAGCGUCCCUACAUCUCAGUACGAGCAGCAUGAUUCUCACCGUGGUACUGGCCUCGCUGCUGGUACCGCUGCUGGGCUUGGAGCUGGUGCCUUGGCUGCUCGAUCUGGUCGUGAUAAUGAGUCUACAGGUCAAUCAGGACUUGACUCCAGCAGAGGUCUCUCAUCGCAGACUAUUCAGCCUGGAUACAGCUCUACCAACCCUACCUCCCAGCACCAGCAGGACAGCUCCCAUCACGGCGCUGGUCUAGCCACUGGCACUGCCGCCGAACUUGGAGCUGGAGCCCUGGCUUCUCGAUCCGGUCGCGACCACCACUCUGAGCAACCUACUGGCCUUGACUCCAACCGAGGUUUCGAGCCCCAGACUACUCAGCCUACUUCUACUUCUACCCGAGACCCUACCUCUCAGUCCUACCAGCAGGAGGGCUCUCACCGGGGUGCUGGACUCGCUACCGGUGCUGCUGCUGGCCUCGGCGCUGGAGCUCUUGCCUCGCAUGAGUCUAACAAGCGUGACGAGGAUAAGUACUUGAGUAACGAAGGUUCUCGGACUGCUCAGUCUGGUACUACUGGAACUACUGGUACUGGCGCUGGCUUCGGCACCUCUUCCUCUACCUUCGACAGCUCUCACCACGAACCCUCCCGAAAGUCCGAGCACUCCCAGCGCUCAACCAGCUCUCAUCACUCCACCCUCGCCGAGAACGCCAACGCCGGAAAAUACAAUACCCUCGCAUCCGGCACUCCUUCCGGCGUAGCCUACGACGACGACCUCUCCACCAGCCGCUCUUCCGAGCAGGCCACAGCUCAGAAGAAGGAUGAUAGUCACUUCGGCACCAAGGCAGCUGGUCUAGGAGCCGCUGCCGCCGGCGCUGGUACCGCAGCUGCUUUAUCCCGCAACAAGGAUGAGAAGCCUGUUGAGGACAAGAUUCGCGAGGAACCUCAGACUGAGCGUAAGCUUGAUCAGACUGAGUCGCAUAGAUCUAUUACUGGUGCUGUUGCGCCGCAGGUUGGAAUUAACAAGCCUGUUAUUCACAAGUGUCAGAAGUGUGGUGAGGAUAAUGAUAUUAGCAAGUAUUUUACUUCCAACUCUGGAAAGAUUUAA
Messenger RNA from Fusarium musae, 2853 nucleotides. RefSeq lists its product as uncharacterized. The record is from RefSeq and is a predicted model, not a curated record. The transcript has a single exon. The coding region runs from base 1 to 2853 and encodes 950 amino acids. Lineage: Eukaryota; Fungi; Ascomycota; Sordariomycetes; Hypocreales; Nectriaceae.